This is a messenger RNA of Aaosphaeria arxii CBS 175.79, 1254 nucleotides long. RefSeq names its product EF-hand. Gene Ontology annotation, molecular function: myosin heavy chain binding; calcium ion binding; cytoskeletal motor regulator activity. The coding region runs from base 117 to 1070 and encodes 317 amino acids. Lineage: Eukaryota; Fungi; Ascomycota; Dothideomycetes; Pleosporales. The record is from RefSeq and is a predicted model, not a curated record. Gene Ontology annotation, cellular component: cytoplasm; myosin II complex. Gene Ontology annotation, biological process: actomyosin structure organization; mitotic cytokinesis. The transcript has 2 exons.
ACCAGCUAGUAUAUACGAGUACCUUACAUAGGUACUAAUGGUAGACAUCGCGACUCUCGAUCGAAGAAUACAAACCACCCAUACCACGCGGAGUUGAGACAAUCAACAACACAAUCAUGUCUACUACUCCAACACCCUACAAACCCUCCCCUCUUUCAUUCAAUAGCCCGCGAACAUCCCCCUUCCGUCGACCGAAUUCCCCUCUCACUCAUUCUCCAUCGACUACAGUCAAACCAUCGACACCAACUAGCUCUCCUUUGAAACCAACCGGUACCCCAUCACAGACGACUCCACUCCGUCAGUCAACCACAAGCAAUGCUUCGGCGAACCCACCACCACCAUGGCUGAACACUCGCGGGACAACCACAAGCGCUGAAGCUCCUAGCUCUCCAACUCGACAUGUAUCCACAUCUACACAGAACACCGUCCGACCUCUAAGUACGGCUUCAAUUGCCGCCAGGUUCGAUGGUGCACCUUCUACAGCGCCAGCAGUGGAGCGGCCGACACAACGCCCUGCUCCCAUUCAACGGACCGCAUCCACGGACUCUCUUUCGAAGAUACCACCUGCGCUCUUGCAUAGCAUGCGGGAGUCGUUCAGUGUGUUGGAUCGCGAUAAUAGCGGUAGUGUCGACGCGGCCGACAUAGCUGAUAUGCUGUCUCAGCUUGGUCUCAGCGCAACCCCCUCAAGCCUUGCUGCCUACUUUCCCGAUGGUGCAAAAUCAAUCAAUUUGGCGACAUAUCUCAACACUCUUUCAGACCUGCUCUCUGGCUUGUCACAUCCCAACGAACUCAACGCUGCUUUCGAGGCAUUUGACGACGGUGAUGACGGACAAAUCGAUCUAGGAGAGCUAAAGGACGCAUUGCUUCACACUGCACCAGAAGCUGGUGAUAGGAAGCUUACGGAACGAGAGAUUGAUAUGGUGGUGGAUGGAUUUAGCGGCAGGAGGGCAUUCGGAAAAGGAAGCAAAGGCCUAGGCCGAGGGGAAGUUUUCAGGUAUCAAGAGUUCGUUGCUAGCGUCACAGGCAGUGGCAAUGGCGAAAACGGCACGGGUGCUCCUGCGCAAGCAUGAAUGAAGCGAAGUUCUGUACAAAUGAAUGUUAUAUUGGCUGUUUUGGGCGGGCGUUAUAGUGUCACAGUAGGUUCGGUAGGCUUCUGGGAUGGGACUUGGAAUUAACGUAGACGUGUACAAUGGUUCUGCGGGCAUUGUACCUGUCAUAUUCUUACGCAAUGGAUUUGAAAUUUAAGAAGACCUC